Gavialis gangeticus (Gharial) is the source of this 499-nucleotide messenger RNA. Its product is annotated as cytochrome c oxidase subunit 7A2, mitochondrial. The coding region runs from base 74 to 337 and encodes 87 amino acids. Gene Ontology annotation, biological process: mitochondrial respirasome assembly; mitochondrial electron transport, cytochrome c to oxygen; regulation of oxidative phosphorylation. The transcript is spliced from 4 exons. NCBI's taxonomy places the organism in Eukaryota, Metazoa, Chordata, Crocodylia, Gavialidae. The record is from RefSeq and is a predicted model, not a curated record.
UCUCUGUAGUACGGCGCGUCUUCCUGUAGAGCGGCUCUUCCGCUUCCGUUGUCCUUGCUGCAGAGCGGGCGGGAUGUUGCAAGGGGCCAAGAUGCUGCGGGGUCUGCUGACUCUCCGGCAGACUUCCCAGAGGACCAUAAAUACUACUUCAUGCAGGCAGUUUAAAAAUAGAGUACCAGAGAAGCAGAAGCUUUUUCAGGAGGAUGAUGGACUUCCAGUACAUCUUAAGGGUGGGGUAAAGGAUCAUCUGCUGUAUAGGACCACAGUGGCAAUUACAGUUUUUGGAACAAUGUACGCUGUUUACGAGCUGUAUGUAGCUGGGAUGCCGAAGAAAUGAUUCCAGUUUACAAGAUGACUCCUUAACUAGCCUGUCUCCAUUCCGAUCUGUGAAACUCUUCAAGAAUACCUUGUCUUAACAAAAAAUGGCUGGUUUCAUGUUUGGAAUCAAUAUUUAACUGUAAUGGGUUUAACUGUAACCAAUAAAGCAGUUAUUACAUUG